Molecule: messenger RNA, 1035 nt
Organism: Talaromyces rugulosus
Lineage: Eukaryota; Fungi; Ascomycota; Eurotiomycetes; Eurotiales; Trichocomaceae
Exons: 5
Coding region: 1-1035 (344 amino acids)
Molecular function (GO): oxidoreductase activity, acting on the CH-OH group of donors, NAD or NADP as acceptor
Source: RefSeq, a predicted model, not a curated record
AUGUCGUCACAGCGGUUAAUCUCCCCAGGGGGCACUAUCCUGGUUACUGGCGCCAAUGGAUACAUUGCGUCUCAUGUCAUUGACAGGCUUCUGUCGGACGGUUACAAGGUGCGCGGAACUGUGCGUGCUGAAAAGCCCUGGCUCGAUGAACACUUUACCUCUCAAUACGGGAAGGAUAGUUACGAGAGCGUCGUGGUGCCGACAUUGGAAGAUGAAACUGUAUUGGACAAGGCCUUUAAAGGCAUCGAAGGGGUAGUCCAUGUGGCAUCCACAAUGUCAUGGAGUCCGGAUCCACACGCUGUUAUCACCCCAACGGUCGCUAUGAUGUUGAAUGUGCUAAACGCAGCUUCUCGAUCGAACUCGGUCAAUCGAGUCGUUGCCACAUCGUCGGUGGUUGCGACAUAUCCCCGAAACUUUGAUCGGCCCGUAGACGGGGAUUUCGAAGUAGAUACAGAGUCCUGGAACGAAACUGCAGUAAAGAUUGCAUGGGAUUCGACAAUCUCGGAAACAAGUGUGAAGUCGCCCAAUGUAUACGCUGCAUCCAAGGUCGAAUCAGAGAAGGCUGCAUGGAAAUGGGUUGAGGAAAAUCAGCCAAGUUUUACCUUCAAUACAGUCCUACCAAAUAUGAAUAUCGGCAAGAUUCUGUUUCCCAAAUACCAGGGGGGUUCUAUGGCAGUGACACGACUGCUUCUGUCCGGCAACGACAUUAUGACCAAGAUUGUCCCUGCUGCACAAUGGUGGAUUGGUGUGGAGGACGACGCUCGGCUCCAUGCUAUCGCACUUCUAGACCCAGACGUGCAGUCGGAGAGAAUUUUUGCAUGCGCCGCACCAUUUACUUGGACUCAAAUAUACCAGAUAUUCAAGGAGCUUCGGCCGGACAACGACAAAAUACCAAAUCCUCCGGAAAAUGAAGGCCCAACCUUACUCAAGGUCAAACCAUCGAACAGAGCAGAGCAACUGCUCAAAACAUUCUACGGACAGGCUGGAUGGACAUCUUUGAAGGACAAUCUUGCCGCCGGUAUUGCUGAUAUUUAA